Heteronotia binoei (common prickly gecko) is the source of this 1722-nucleotide messenger RNA. RefSeq names its product oocyte zinc finger protein XlCOF6.1-like. Gene Ontology annotation, biological process: regulation of transcription by RNA polymerase II; central nervous system development. The transcript is spliced from 3 exons. Gene Ontology annotation, molecular function: DNA-binding transcription factor activity, RNA polymerase II-specific; RNA polymerase II cis-regulatory region sequence-specific DNA binding. NCBI's taxonomy places the organism in Eukaryota, Metazoa, Chordata, Lepidosauria, Squamata, Gekkonidae. Gene Ontology annotation, cellular component: nucleus. The record is from RefSeq and is a predicted model, not a curated record. Bases 6 to 1169 code for a protein of 387 amino acids.
AAGAGAUGGUGUCGAGCCUUCAUCUUUGUGGAGGAGUGGAAAUGGCUGCUGCCCCUGCCAUCCAGUCUCCAACUUCCUUUGAGGACGUGGCAGUGUAUUUCACCAAGACUGAGUGGGCCUUGCUGGAUUCAGGCCAAAGAGCUCUCUACAUGGAAGUGAUGCUGGACAACUAUGGGAAUGUGGCCUCUCUGGGAGGUGUCAGUGAAUCAGUUGGGGAAUUCCAGGGGUUCUCUUUGGAAAAAGCCAAGAUUGUAGAGGCUGAAGGAAAUUUUGGGAAUAGAUGUGGACCACAGAGGCAGGAAGGAGGCCAUACAGUGAAGAGGAGGGUUAAGUCCAUUCCUUGCCAACAAGAGGGCCUCCAUGAAAUCCCAGCCCACAGUAGUCACCAAUGGACUCAUUCAGGAGUAAAGCCAUUGAUCUACUCAGAGAGUAGAAUGACAUUUUCAGAUGGAAGAAAGGGUGAUGUAUGUUUUCCAAGCCAAAGUAUAAUGAAGGCAUGUAAAUGCUGUUAUUGUGGAAACUACAGUUACAGCCCACAGCUUUUUGUACACCAAAGAAUACACACAGCACAGAAACUUUUUGAAUGCUCAGAAUGUGGAAAAAGAUUCAGUCAGAAUAGCAAUCUUCAACAGCAUCAAAAAAUCCACAGAGGGGAGAAACCUUUUGAAUGCUCAGAGUGUGGAAAGAGAUUCAGUCGCAGUGUCUAUGUUCAGGUGCAUCAAAGAAUCCACACAGGGGAGAAACCUUUUGAAUGCUCAGAGUGUGGAAGGAGAUUCAGUCAGAAUAGCAAUCUUCUAAAGCAUCUAAGAAUCCACAGAGGGGAGAAAUCUUUUGAAUGCUCAGAGUGUGGGAAGAGAUUCAGUAGGAGUUGGAAUCUUCAGCAGCAUCAAAGAACCCACACAGGGGAGAAACCUUUUGAAUGCUCAGAGUGUGGAAAGAAAUUUUAUCAGAAUUCAAAUCUUCGACAGCAUGAAAGAACCCACACUACAGAGAAAUCUUUUGCGUGUUCAGAGUGUGGAAAGAAAUUCAGUUGCAAUGGCAAUCUUCAAAAGCAUCAAAGAAUCCACAGAGGGGAGAAACCUUUUGAAUGCUUAGAGUGGAAAGAGAUUCAGUUGGAGUUAAAAUCUCCAACAGCAUCAAAGAAUCCACAAAAGGAAGAACCAUUUUGAAUGUUUCAGAGUAUGGGAAGAAAGUCAGUAUGAGUUCUAGUAUCCCAAAGUAUCUAAGAAUCCGCACAGGAGAAAAACCUUUUGAAUGCUCAGAAUGUGGAAAUAACUUCAGCUGGAGAGGCCUUUUUCAACUGCAUCAAAAAACUUACACAGGGGAGAAGCCUAUUGAAUGCUCAGGGUGGAGAAAUUGAGUCAGAGUAGCACUCUUCAACAUCUAAGAAUCCACAGGCACAGCAUCUAAGAACUGCUUUUAAAUGCUUAGAAUGUUAAAAGAGAUUCAGUUCUUGUGGCGGUCUUCAACACCAGCAAAGAACACACACCAGGGAGAAACCGUGUGAAUUAAUAAUAAUAAUAAUAAAUUUUUAUUUAUACCCCGCCCUCCCCGCCGAAGCAGGCUCACGGCGGCUUACGGGACAUGGUGGAUCACACCAUGAUGUAACAAUAAAUACAACAUAACCAUUAAAAUACAUUUCUUAAACCAGCGAUUAGAUUAAAAUUUAAAUUACAGUAAAAAAUUCUCAGAGUGUGGAAAUAAAUACUAUUUGAGGGGCAA